Messenger RNA from Hydractinia symbiolongicarpus, 650 nucleotides. RefSeq lists its product as uncharacterized. The record is from RefSeq and is a predicted model, not a curated record. NCBI's taxonomy places the organism in Eukaryota, Metazoa, Cnidaria, Hydrozoa, Anthoathecata, Hydractiniidae. The transcript has 2 exons. Bases 15 to 371 code for a protein of 118 amino acids.
UGGAGCGCUUAGUAAUGGCAGCCAAUGUUACUGAAAUAUACAUCGACGAAUUGCAGAACUACAUGAGUGGAAAUUAUUUGUCAAAGGUGAUAAAGAUGAAGUCUAUCCUUGUUAAAAGCAAGAAUGCUUUUCAAACAGCUUAUAAACAAUUAAUUUCACAUUGUCAACAAGAUCCACCCAAAUUUCGAUUUAACACAACAUUGAAAGUUCCUGGAUACGAUGGUAAAGAUUCUGAUGUUCGUCUGCUAACUGUGUUUAAAGAAAUCGAAUUCAUUCACUCUAUACAACAGACCUUCUUUCGUUGCAAAUAUCAUAAAGUUAUCAAUCAACUGUCAAAGCUUCCAUUUCCUUGCCCUUUAUUUGACUUGUAAUUAAUAAAACUUGUUAUGUAACCGCAACAAUGGAACAUCUUUUAAUUUAGAUUUAGAUGGGGACUUCUAUUUUAUUUUAAAACUAAACCGAUUGCCCGAUAAGUGAAAUUUUUUCACCCAAUGUGAGUGAUAUUAAUGAAUGAACUUUCUAAAGUUUUUGUUAUCAUAUAUUUAUUUGGUCCACAAUGUACAUUCUAUUUUAUUUGCAAAAUGCUAAUAUAUUUAUACUGUUAUUAGAAAAUGUAUCCUAGUAUCUACAAAAAUAUGUGUAUUAUAACU